This is a messenger RNA of Macrobrachium nipponense, 1619 nucleotides long. RefSeq names its product dnaJ homolog subfamily C member 7 homolog. The transcript has a single exon. Gene Ontology annotation, cellular component: endoplasmic reticulum. NCBI's taxonomy places the organism in Eukaryota, Metazoa, Arthropoda, Malacostraca, Decapoda, Palaemonidae. Gene Ontology annotation, biological process: protein folding in endoplasmic reticulum. The coding region runs from base 230 to 1477 and encodes 415 amino acids. The record is from RefSeq and is a predicted model, not a curated record. Gene Ontology annotation, molecular function: misfolded protein binding; protein-folding chaperone binding.
GCGCGCUCCCGCGCAUGCACACACAUUUUAAUACACGACAUUUCUCUCAAAAUCACACUCAGACGAUGCAUGAUUUUGUUUUCAAAUUUCUGCGUCAAAAUUGCGCUGGAAGACUUCACUACGUAUCGUAGACGCCCACAUUUUCGUCCAGGUGCUAAAAUUGCUAAAAUUCUGACAAAAAUAUCAAGAAACUUGAUAUAUAAACUCGGUACACGAGCACAGUUAAACCAUGAGUAUGGAAUCCUACUGUUCAUCAAGCAUACUGAACAUGGAACAACAAACGGAAGGUGCCGAUUCCCCCAUAGUGACGCAGCUCCCUGGAAGAUACACCACGGACGCAGCCUCGUCAAGAAUGGCAGCAACAGUAGUUUUCAAGAUCAAGAAAAGGGAGAUAAGAAAGAAGAAGAAGAAAACACCGAAAAGGGAGAGAACCCUGAAGAAAAACAAUAGGAAGCUCUUGGAAAAAAUAUACAGAUUGAUGGAGAACGAAGAAAAUCUUCGCGAGCAGCUCCUCCGAGAACGUAGAAAGAACAAAGAGUUCAAGAAACUUCGACGACAGUUGCAGGAGGAGCAGUACAUCAAUCGCCGUCUGGAGGAACUGAACAGAAAAGAUGAACUCCACAUCAUCUCUCUGGAAGUCGAGAUUGAUCGGUUGAGGGAGAUGAUCAAAAGAAAAAAGUCUCAUACAAAGAAAGAUAGAGAAAAUGGCCAUUUACGACAGCUAGAGAAAUCCAGGCAUACAAGUGAGACCUGCCAGCGUCCAGUGUCUGAUCCAGCUGAAUACAGAGCGAACAGAUUGAUCUGCGAAGGAGUGAGGGCUUUCUUGAGCGACAGUAUCAGUGAUGCCAUAAACAUCUUUGAAGAAGCCUUGACUAUGGAUGUCACCCAAGAGGAAGAAGCCCUUCUGAUUUUCUUGAACGCUAAGGCUAAAUCGGCGUCUGAUGGGCCAGACCACCUGGGAAUCGUUGUGGACGUCACAAAGGCAAUGGAAAAGGGCCUUCAUGGCUCGAGAUUAUUAGGACUCCGUGGGAGACAUCUCUUGAGCUUUGGACUUUUUGCGCCUGCUGUGGACGACUUUGAAAGUGCCUAUGCUCUAGUAGAAAGUGAAGGAAAUCUGGAAAAUGUGGAAGAGGCUCGGAGAGCAGCGAAGAAAUGGGAAGAGCAAAGCCACUAUGAAGUUCUGGGUGUGAAACAAAGUGCCACAAAACAGGAGAUUUUGAGAGCGUUCAGGAAUUUGUCCAUGAUCUAUCAUCCGGACAGGCAUGUGGGUAAGCCCGAGUUUCUCCUGAAAGCCUUUCAAGAGAAAAUGAAGAGAAUUGCCGUCGCUAAGGUUGUGCUUACUGAUGACGCCAAGCGGAAGAAAUACGACCGGGACAGAAGGCACGAUGUAGAUGCUAGGAUCGAAUCACCUAUGAUGGAUUCUCCCGAUGACAUCUUCAGUUUCUUUUAUUGGAUUAUUCAUAAUUUCAUGAUUUGAAGUCUUCGGUUAAAGAUCGUAGAUCUUAGGGAAAGUGUUCUACCUCCGCCUCCUCUGGGAGUGUGUUGUGGUAAGGCAAAACAUUUUUUGUAAGGACCUUUUUUGUUAAGUUUUAUCAAUAAAGCAUACUGGUUUAAUCAUA